UUGGCUUGAACAUCGUUUGCGGUUGAAUAUUGUUUUCGAAAGAAAGGCGAAGCAAAAGCUUUCAAAUUUAAACAGUAACAAAAUGAUGGCUUAUAUGGCUCCAAGACGUCGGUUGGGCUCUAUAGGAGACUCAGCUCCCCCAUCCGAAUCAUCUGAAGGUACUAAUUCAUCCGAAAAUCAUGAUAUGAUAUUGAAUUCCGAAUGGUCUCAUGGCUCACAGAAUGGUGUUACCAACCACAAUUCCAUGUUUCUUAAUUCGGAAGGAGACACCGAUACAAUUAGCACGGAUACGGCCAGCAAUACCAUGUUAUCGGACUAUGAAAGAGGACAAGUUGAAAGUUUCUUCGGUGGUUUGGGUACAGAAAUAUUUGUAAGUUCAUCUUUAGCCAAUCUAUAUGAGGGUACUGGCAAAGACAACGACUGGCAUUUGGUAUUCACUGGUAUACCGGUUGUAUUGUAUGAUCGUGGCAGUGCUCGGGCAAGAUCCAUACCCCGAGUAACCUUAGUCUUGGCUGAGCGUGGUUCGUGUUUUGCUUUAUGGUCGGAUCGCAUAGAUAACUUGUCCAACUAUCGUGUGGCCGGUCCCUCAUUCCAUACCAUGUGCUUAUCCAGCAACCACCAACAAAUGAUUGGUUUUAGUUUUGACUCCACAGAAUCGGCUCGAGAACUUUGGCAGCAUAUGGAACGAUUGGUAAGCGAUCCCGAAAAUAUUGCGCUCUCCAUGGCCGGACGAAAGAAACAUAAGCAAAAACGCUCUAAACCAGCACCUUUGCCACCGAAAGCACAAAUUUCUCAUCCAUGUCAAUUUCAUCAUGUCACCAGUGUGACCAAAGAUGAUACGGAACGAUACUAUAGUAUGCAGGCAUUUGCCGCCAUGAGUCAACGUUAAAUUAAAU
Molecule: messenger RNA, 896 nt
Organism: Calliphora vicina (urban bluebottle blowfly)
Lineage: Eukaryota; Metazoa; Arthropoda; Insecta; Diptera; Calliphoridae
Exons: 2
Coding region: 83-889 (268 amino acids)
Biological process (GO): regulation of transcription by RNA polymerase II
Cellular component (GO): nucleus
Molecular function (GO): RNA polymerase II cis-regulatory region sequence-specific DNA binding; DNA-binding transcription factor activity, RNA polymerase II-specific
Source: RefSeq, a predicted model, not a curated record